Gryllus bimaculatus (two-spotted cricket) is the source of this 417-nucleotide messenger RNA. The record is from the annotation of a GenBank genome assembly. Lineage: Eukaryota; Metazoa; Arthropoda; Insecta; Orthoptera; Gryllidae.
AUGUCUGUUGUGUGGUUAGGCGCGGUGCUGCUGCCCGCCGGGUGCGCGCGCGCCGCCGCCGCUGCUGCUGGCUGCCGCCAGAGCGCGUCCGCCGCCCGCGCCGCCGCCGCCGCCGCCCGCGUGCCGCACAGCCGCGUCUCCUUCGAGGAGGGCGUGCGCACGCCCGUGCUGCAGUACGCGCACCCGGAGCUGGGCGUGCAGCCCGCCAAGGUGGCGCGCUCUCGCCUGGAGCUGGAGGAGGAGCCGACCGCCCGCACGACGAGCGUCGCACCGCUGACGCCCGCCGCCGCCCCCGCCGCCGCCCCGCCCCGCCGACCGCCGCUCGCACCUGCGCCCCCGCGCGCCCCCGUCCGCCCUCCUGCAGAAGCAGCUGGCCGCGCCGCCGCCCUCCGACACGAACAGCUCAUCCGCAGACAG